UAAAAGCGAAGCCCUGAAACCAAAAUUAAAAAGGGCACCCCUCAAACCAGGACUCUCUUUUUGUGUAUAAUCUGGCGUUUUCCGGCGGUAUUUCGUUUGCACAAACCCAACUAAUAUGAAGAAUUUCACCAACCAAUGGACCCUCAAAAAUCUCUCUCACUUUUCCUUAUUUUCUCUCCGAUUAUUGUUUUAGACGGACCGAUCUGAUCUCCGCCUCUCAAUUCUCUGUCGGCCAGGUUAUGGUUUGUGCCGAUUCCGAACAAACACCACUAGACUCCAUGGCGAUGGGACUCGAGAGAUCGAAACCGCUCCAUAAUUUCUCCCUUUCCUUCUUGAAGUGGGGAAAUCAGAGGUAUCUCCGCUGUAUGAAAUUGGACUCCGAUGGCCGUGACGCCGACGACGACCUUCCUCCGCCCCCUGUUCGCCCUACGCCCGCCGUCCGGUUGAACUGCCGGAACUUUCACACGGAUAGGCCGGCGUUAUUUAAGGAUUCUGCAAAGAGACUUAGGGCUUCUAAGUCCAAGAUCCACGAUAAAUACGAUGGCGAGGAAGAUAUAGCGGCGGUAAGAGAGAAACUCAUGGUUGAUCUAAAAACCGCCGCCGACAGAAUGAAGGUUGAAUUCUGGAGAGAUGGAGUGGUCAACGACGAUGAGGAAGACAUGCCCAACCGGGAGGAAAAACUUCCGGCGCCGGAGAAGGAGUUAAAAUCGUGGAGUUUGAGGGUGAGGAGGGCGGCGUCGAAGGCUCCGAUCGAUACAAUUGCCGAAGGUAAGGGCGGUGGUAAAGUGUUGAAGAUCGAAAAGCGGGCGGAGAAAAGGGCGAUUCGGAAUUCGCCGUUGAGUAGCGGUGACGGCGGUAGCGAGAAGUCCCCAGGGCGGCGACUGGCAACGGAGAAGGAGAGGGAGAAAUUCUCGGUAGCACUUUCCAAAAAGGAGAUCGAGGAGGAUUUCAUGGCUAUGAUGGAACGCAGGCCGCCGCGAAGGCCCAAAAAGAGGCCCAGAAUUGUACAAAAUCAAAUGGAUACGCUUUUCCCCGGAUUAUGGUUGACGGAGAUCACUGCCGAUCUCUACGACGUGCCGGAAAUCCAAGAAAACGGAAAGAGGAAGCAACGGAAUGUAAUCGAGGAGGAGCAUUAGAAGUUAGAGCAGCGAGCAGCAACCUGCGACGACGCUGAUAUGCUAAUCCAUGGAAGACGACGUACGACCGACCUCCAUCUUCUGGAAUCGAGAAUUAAUUGCACAUUGAUUUCCAGUAGAUUUGUGAGAACGCUAAUUCUUGUGUAUUAAUUAUAAUUUCAUUUGAUUAUUGUGUGUUUUGGUGAAUAAAGAAUAAUGUUUUUAAGCAUAAAUUUGGUUUUUAGAUCCAAAUUCAAUGAUUUUAUUU
Cucurbita maxima (winter squash) is the source of this 1383-nucleotide messenger RNA. RefSeq lists its product as uncharacterized. The transcript is spliced from 3 exons. Bases 240 to 1136 code for a protein of 298 amino acids. NCBI's taxonomy places the organism in Eukaryota, Viridiplantae, Streptophyta, Magnoliopsida, Cucurbitales, Cucurbitaceae. The record is from RefSeq and is a predicted model, not a curated record.